AAAAUGCCGCUGAAAGGCAUAAAAGUUUUGGAAUUCGUCGGCCUAGCCCCAGGACCAUUAUGUGGGAAGAUCCUGACCGAUUUCGGAGCUACAGUCACCCGCAUCGACAAGGUCCUGGAAAAUCCCAUGGAUGUCCUGCAGCAGGGGAAGCGCACAAUAAGUCUGGAUUUAAAGAACCCUCGAGGUCAGCAGUUGGCCCGGCGGUUGGCCACCAAAUGCGAUGUGCUCAUCGAAGGCUUCAGACCCGGAGUUAUGGAGAAACUCAAUUUGGGACCCGCUGAAUUGUGCAAAGAGAAUCCUCGGCUGAUUUACGCCCGUCUUACGGGCUUUGGACAGCAUGGCCGCUUGGCGCCGCGGGCGGGUCAUGACAUCAACUAUGCUGCCAUAUCGGGAGUGCUUUCCAUGUUGGGAAGGAGUCACGAGAAGCCAACGGCCCCCAUAAAUAUCCUCACGGAUUUCGCAGGCGGCAGUGUGAUGUGUGCUCUGGGCAUCUUCGUGGCUCUCUUAGAGCGCUAUAAAUCGGAAAGAGGUCAAGUUGUAGAUGCCUCCAUGGUGGAGGGAGCUGCCUACGUUGCCAGCUGGCUGUUUACAUCCCGGAGUAUGCCCAUUUGGGGGCAGGAUCGGGGUCGCAACCUCAUCGAUGGUGGCGCAUAUUUCUACGACACUUACGAGACCAAAGACGGUCUCUACAUGUCCGUGGGCGCCUUGGAGCCACAGUUCUUUGAGGUGCUCAAACAACGAUUAGAACUACCAGAAGAUCUCAAUCAGUUCGGAGAGGGGCAUCAGGAGAGGGGAAAGAGGUUACUAACGGAAGCCUUUCUGUCCAAGACCCAAGCUGAAUGGUCACAGAUUUUCGAGGAUGUGGACGCCUGCGUCUACCCCGUGCUGGAUUACCGAGAAGUGCAUAAGCAUGAUCACAACAAGGAGCGGGAAUCUUUUGGAAUAAUCCAGGAUAUGCCAGCGCCAUGCCCAGCACCGCGUCUUAGUCGAACUCCUGGAAAGUUGCCGGAGAAGCCCGUUAAGCAGAUAGAACUGAUCGAUGAACUGGAACUUAAUCCCCAAGAGCUGAAGGACCUUCUGGAGGCGGGCGUACUAGAACUUCCAGAAAAGUCCAAAUUGUAGAAGCCUAAACUUACUUUUAAGUUAUAGUUUUUAAUAUAAACAAUGUUUUUGGGAGAUUUGAUUUAGGUAUUUCAUUUUUGGUACAUAUUUCCGCUUGAAAGUCCGUUUAAAAUUCAGAAUAUUAAACUAUCUCCAACGAAUCAGAAAGGAUUACCAGAACAGCAGUGUUUUGCUGAAAUUGAAAACUAUUACCCGCCUAAAAAUAUUUAUUUAAAUAAAACAAAUUUAUUGUUGUUCUUGCA
Drosophila kikkawai is the source of this 1364-nucleotide messenger RNA. RefSeq names its product Alpha-methylacyl-CoA racemase (gene Amacr). Gene Ontology annotation, molecular function: alpha-methylacyl-CoA racemase activity. NCBI's taxonomy places the organism in Eukaryota, Metazoa, Arthropoda, Insecta, Diptera, Drosophilidae. Gene Ontology annotation, biological process: bile acid metabolic process. The record is from RefSeq and is a predicted model, not a curated record. Gene Ontology annotation, cellular component: mitochondrion.